CACUCAUUCGCCUUAUUUCUUUACAGCUUUUGUUACGAAGAACAAGGCAAUAGUCUAAUUAUUCUAAAUUAUUGCACAGUCAUUGUGCGGCCACCCCAAGGUAUGACUAUUGCACUUGCGAACCGUCUAAACACAGCAUCUGCAGUUCAAUGACACUGCCAGUUAAAAUCAAUACUGUCGCCGCGGGUGCCUCCUUUCAAUGGGUUUCAGUGCCUAUAUUCAAUGUUUCAUUUUCUGUAAACAAAAAUGGUCGAUUCGAGAAGAUUCAACUUAAGGACAAUACCGAGAUGAAAACAGGUAGGCUAUGAAGUUCAUUUGCCAUGUCUAAGGCAGCGGUGAAGAAGCUGCACUGGCGCUCCAAGGUGCUGGAGACCUUCGUCCCUCUGCUGGGCUCCUCUGGGGACCUGGGUGUGGCCGUCGGAGGCGGGGCUGACUAUGGAGAGUUCCCAUUUGUCACCUCCGCUCCUGGGGGAGGGCUCACAGUUGGCGAUGUCAUCCUAGAGAUCGGAGGAACACCUGUGCUAGGAAUGACGCUGGGAGAUGUCCGUGGUGUCCUCAACUCCUGUCCCCAUCCUGUUCGCGUCAAGACUGUCUCCCCAGGCUCUACGCUGUGCCGGGAUCUCAGGUUGUAUUUGAGCAAGUGUUUCACACCAGGCUCCAUGGACAGCCAGCUGCAGCAGGUGAUUCGUGAGAACCUCUACCUCCGAGCAGUUCCCUGCACAACCAGACCGCCAAGGGACGGGGAGAUCUCUGGGGUGGACUACAACUUUGUCUCAAUCGAGGAGUUCUUUGCCCUGGAGGAGUCAGGAGCUCUGCUGGAGAGCGGCAAGUUCAAAGGGAACUACUACGGCACCCCCCGGCCGGUGCACAUCGGCCCAGAGAGCCCCCCCAUCACCUACCAGGAGCACCGCAAUCUGCUCAGGAACUUCCGCACGCGCAGCAAGUCCCUCAGCAACCUGGAGAAGGCUGCAGACGAGGGGGACGACAGCGAGGAGGACCGUGGCCUGGCAGGCAGGUGUCCCUCAGACAGACUGCUGCGGGGCUCUGCGGGCAUCAGGGGUGCGCCUCCUGCCCCCCUGUCCUCCCCCAGGGGCUCCAGUGGGGGGGAUGGCUGUGCCAUGGAGAAUGAGGGCAGCAGCAGCAGCAGGUUGCAGGCAGUGAUGUCCGAGAACUGGGAAGUGGCCUUCAGUGAAACAGGAGAGCCUUACUAUAUAGAUCACCACUCAAAGACCACCAGCUGGCAGGAUCCUCGAGCCCAGAGGAGAGAGUCGGUGGACACAAACGAAUGGUUUACAGCCCAGCCGGCAGAGCUCAGAGGCUUCUCCGUCCACACGCGGCUCUCCAAGGGCUCCAGGGGCUUCGGCUUCAACAUCGUAGGGGGCAGCAGACCCAGGGAGUUCCUCCAGGUCUACAGCGUCACUCCAGGGGGGCCGUCUGCACUCAACACAGCUGACAUCCUGGUCUACAUCAACGACACGUGUGUGCUGGGCGUGUCUCAUAAAGAGGUGGUGGAGAUGCUCAAGUUGGUGCCUGUGGGCCACAAUGUGGACGUGGUGGUGAGGAGGGGCUACCCCAUGCUGUACAACCCUGACGGCUGUCCCAAGCAGCCCCCUCCAAGGCUACCGGACAGCAGGGACCCCCUGCCGCCCCCCACAACCACGCAGCCCCAGCCUCUGCACCAGCGCCUACCUGCUCUCCUCCCUGCGCCGUCCCCCUACACCUCUGCUCAGCACCUCAACCUCAACGGGGUCUACCAAGGUGGCUACAUGGGUUUAGGAGUGGGGUCGGGCUUGGAUGCCAAUGGAAAUGCCCCCCUCCUAGCCCCCCGACUGCCCGCUCCCUCCUCCAGGCGCUCUAGUGCCAGCUUGGCACCCUCCACUGCGCCCUCACGCCCACCCCGCUCCCUGAGGGGCCUUCCCAGUCUGCAGCCCCUCGACAAUUCCCUGGGUUGCCAGAGUGACAGUGAAGUGGUCUCCGCCCUCGGCUCACACAGGGCAUCGAUGAUUCGUAACCAUAACAACAACACCCUGUCAGCUCCCCAUCAUGCCCAGCAUUACGGUAACUGCAAGUCCUCUGAGAGUGACCUGUCCACCUGCACCCUCCCCGUGUCAAGGCUGCCCGUCCCCCAGUCCCCCCGGAGACCCUCCUCCUCACUCAGGGGGCCUAGGGGGGCUUACUCUCGCCUCAUCAGACCCCAGACCCCUCCCACCCCUGACAGCCCACAAAACUCCUUCAAUGGCUACCAUGGCAACACCAGCGGCAGUGCCAGCCCCAGCAGCAUGUCAUCUCCGGGAGCAAUGAGUUUGGGUAGUGGGGGUGGGGGUGGGGGUGAAGGGGAGUUGGUGCCCGUCGCCCUGGCCCAGAAUGAGGGGGGAAGGGGGCUGGGCUUUGGUGUGACCGCGGGGGGCCAAGGCGGCCAGCUAGCUGUGGUCAAGAGGGUGUGGGACAGGAGGCAAUGCUCCUCCCUACAGCCAGGAGACGUCAUUGUCAAAAUCAAUGGAGCUGACAUCCAGAGUCUCAGCUUUUCACAGGUUCAAAAGGUCCUUCAGGAACACACCAAACUAGGAGAGGUGGUCUUAUUGGUUUACAGAGGGGGCACCUACCAUCCUUCCAUCUCCCCCAACUCCAUAAGAAGUCUGCCCCCACCUCUCCUCCGCCCCCCUCCUCCCCCUGCAGCCUCCGACAACCCUUCCCCACCAGCACGCACCCAGCCACUGUCACGCACUUCUGCAACUCCCCAUGCCCCCGGCCACACCCCUGGACGGGGGCACUCCUCCCUGGUCCAGAGCACCAGCUUCCUGGAGUCUGUGCCUGUUACCCUCACCAUGGAGCCCAAAGACUGGCAGAGUGUGGGUCUGGAGGAUGAGGUAAAGAGAGGGGCAGCGGCCCCUGUGUCAGGACAGGAGGGAGUGGGACGGGCGCGCCUGCCCAAGGGAUUUGAGGUGGAGUUGAAGAGGAAACCAGGAGAGGGCUUUGGAUUUGUCAUCGCUUCACAGGAUGUGGAGAACGGCAAGGCCGCUUCCCUCCUCCCUCACCGGUUUGUAACGGUGCGUCGAGGCAGCCCGGCUGCCCGGAGUGGUCAAAUCCGCCCUGGUGACCGGUUAGAGGCAGUGGAGGGACGGUCGGUGCUCAACCUGCCACACCGGGAGCUUGCCCACAUCCUGCGGCGAGCUGGAAACACUCUGCGCCUCACCAUCGUCCCCCGGCCCAGCACCUACUCCUCUAGCCUAUCAGAGUCCACAGACUACGACCCUAAUCACAGAAUCAGGAAAGGUCAUCGGUCUCGGCCCAAGCAUGACUGUAGGUAUUACAGCGUUGACCUGGACCGUGGCCCAACAGGCUUUGGCUUCAGUCUAAGAGGGGGAAGUGAGUACAACAUGGGCCUGUAUGUGCUGGGACUGAUGGAGGGAGGACCUGCCUCACGGAGCCAUAAAAUACAGGUGAGUGACCAACUGGUGGAGAUCAAUGGGGACAGUACGGUGGGGAUGACCCACAGCCAGGCGGUGGAGCAGAUACGCAGGGGGGGGCACCGCAUCCACCUGGUCCUCAAGAAGGGCAACGGUUACGUCCCUGACUAUGGCCGUGAGCGCAGAGUCACCUCCCCUCCCCGCCCACAGCCCCCCGAGGAGCAGGGUCUGGCUGCAGUAGGCCCCACCCACAGAAGGAGCCACCAAGCCAAGACCAAGAGAAGAGGGCGGUCUUCACAGGGGCAAGGGAAGAGGAGAGAGGGGGGCUCGAGGAGGGGGGGGCGGCGGGGUUCAGAGAAAGAGGCGGGGUCACGUAGAGAGAGCCCGACCUCUGAGUCAGAGGAGGAGAAUGUCAGCAGAGGACAGAGGGCCCAGAGGAUGAGGGACAAAGUACGCUCUCAGAGUUUACCUAGAGAGGCCCUCAGAAACCUCCACAAGGAGGACACAGAGCAGGAAGCAGAUGAGGAGGAGGAGAGAGGGAGGAAGGAGAGCAGAAAGACAGACAGGAAAAGGAAAAGCAAGAGUGAAGACAGAGUUGGUAAGAUUGAGCCCGAAAAGAAAAGAGAGGAUGAGGAGGAUGAGGUGGAGGAGGUGAUGGAAGAGGAACAACCUGAUGCCAUUUUACCCAUCCCUUACCAAAGACUGCCCAAACCCAAACUAGACUGGGAGGAAAGUGAGGAGGAUUUGAAUGAGGAACAGAGUGAAUGGGAGACGAGAAGAGAGAGGGUAUGGGAGUAUGAAAUGAUGAGAGAGAGUGAUCUGGAUGGUGAAAGGGGAGAGGAGAGAGAGAUGGACAGGGAUCGACUGAGGAGAGAGGAGGACGAGACGAGCGAGUGGGAGGAGAGGGCCCAGCCUGGUCUGGUCUCUCCUGGUCCUGUGUUGAGUCCUAGGCUACAAAGAGAGCCCUUCUCAUUCCUCACGUCCACACAGCUGGAGAGCGCCGAGUCGGAGUCCGGAGACAGCCUCUCCGAUGGCAGCGUGUCUGCUGCCAGUGUGUCGGGCCUCUCCCUGGCCCCGGCCGGGGGGGCCAGGCUGCUCCCUGGUCCCUGGCUCCCUCCCAGAUCCCCCAGCAUGGCCCAGCUCAGACAGGAGAGGAGGCUGGCUGGCGGAGGAAGAGGAAGAGGAGUUUCGUGACUGUCUCAGAAGCUAUAGAAAACCUUAUCGGAUCAUUACAUCACACCCUGAGUCAGAAUCAAACCAAUACCUCUCUCUCCUGUUUGAAAACUACACAUUGACUCAGUUUAGUUUUCUGCCACUCUUUUGAUAUGUAGUUUAAAUAUUCUUUGUGCCUUUUGCCAGCUGUUUUCUGGAUGAUGUUAGUCAAUGUUCACUGUGUCCAUUUGUAAAUAGUUUGGGUGACCAGCAUACUGUACAGGUACAUUGAACAGGAACGAGCAACAAUCAUUUAGUCACAUUGUUCCUCUUAUCCUCUCUUCAUGGAAGCUUUCUGUCCAUUCUCUUCCAGGAUGUGAGAUACAUUCUAAUGUAGUUUAAGGGGCAUUGGAAGAAGAUUUGAAUUUGUUGUUGAGGAUACCUUCCUGCUUUCAGCCACAUCCAGUCGCUCUUCCUCUAGGUCCCCACUCUCUCUAUGGUGGCAGAGGCUACUGUACCUACUGUUGGUGCUCUAGAACCUUCUACUAUACAUAGACAGAAUCUUCAUUUACUCAUACCUCAUGAACCGAGCAAUACAAUGCUCAGGUGGAUUGGUGGUGCUCUGUUGUUAUUAUCUCAUGUGGACACACAGAAAAUCUCUACAAUGUUCCAUGUAUCUGGUUAUUAGAUUGUGAUGGGUCGAAGAGCAUAUAAAACUUUGUCAGCAAUUGUGUGAAAUCUAUAUCCUGUAAAAACAAAAUAUUUUUUAUGAAAAUAAAUUACGAAAACAACUGCUAAAAUACAAUAUUUAUUGGAGCCCUAAUUUAUAUGCUGGCACUGUUAAAUUAAGAUACAUUUGAUAUGAAUACUAAUGAUACCUGUUAAUAAUAAUACAAUGUUUGACUGGCCGUAGGCUGUAGUGAAAUUAGGAUGUAUAACAAUGUAUUAGACUGAUAAACAAAUACUGCAAUAGUGACUGUGGUUAAUACACUCACAUUACAGUACAAUGUGGAGCAAUUGAUUUGGUUUAUGUGUAUGUGUGACAUCCAACAUGAACAUCUCAUAUAUGAACCAGUAUUAUUUACUUGAAGAACAUUCUGUGGCCACUGUUUAGCCAGAGAUGUGCCCCUCUGGUGCAAUGCACAGUUGCCUUGGUAACACAAACCACAUUGUUUCAAUCUCUGAACCAUUUCAAUUUAAAAGCUGAAUCUUGAAGCUCGGAAAUUAUGUAAUUUACAACUCCAAAGUGGGCCAUUUAGUCUGUUCACAGUCACUUAUUACUCAAUUACAUUGACAUCUGGCCAGUUGAGGGUAGAGGUGAAGAGAUGGUAUUUUUCUACAGAAGUUACUUUUUAAUCCUCAGGUUUUUUAGAUAAACAUUUAUGGAUUCAUUGAUACAGAGAUAUAAAGAUGAAGAAAGAUACUUUUUUAACACACUGUUAUUCAAGUAACAAACAUUGUGAUGAGAACCUAGUUUACAGUAUAUCUCUAUGGAAGCACUUGGUGUUUGAUAGAAUCCUCUGUAGCUACAGACUGUCUACAUAUUAACAUAUAUAAUUCCAUAUAUUCUCUGCUCUAGUGGGCAGAGAAUACAGAGUUAUUAUUACAGCGGCCAAAACUGAGUUGUAAUAUGUGGAAAUAAAUUGCUGGUUGUCACAGCCACUACCUGUCACCGUCUUGCAGGGGGAGCUCAUUAUAGUAACUCUACCCACAGAGUUUGCCAUUAAAACCAUCAACAUCUGACAACCUGACCAAACCAGUACAGUCUGGCUUGGGUAAAUAUCAAGACUGUUAUUUCAUUUGGUUAUAUUAACGUGUUUCUUUACUCUUAAUGAGAAUAAGCCUAUACAUUGUUACAAUUAUCAAUAAACAACAAAUACAUUAUUUAAA
Messenger RNA from Osmerus eperlanus (European smelt), 6449 nucleotides. RefSeq names its product membrane-associated guanylate kinase, WW and PDZ domain-containing protein 3 (gene magixb). Bases 321 to 4601 code for a protein of 1426 amino acids. Gene Ontology annotation, cellular component: cytoplasm; cell-cell junction. The record is from RefSeq and is a predicted model, not a curated record. Gene Ontology annotation, molecular function: protein binding. The transcript has 17 exons. Gene Ontology annotation, biological process: signal transduction. NCBI's taxonomy places the organism in Eukaryota, Metazoa, Chordata, Actinopteri, Osmeriformes, Osmeridae.